Messenger RNA from Schistocerca gregaria, 4252 nucleotides. Its product is annotated as DNA repair protein RAD52 homolog. The record is from RefSeq and is a predicted model, not a curated record. Bases 696 to 1652 code for a protein of 318 amino acids. Gene Ontology annotation, cellular component: nucleus. NCBI's taxonomy places the organism in Eukaryota, Metazoa, Arthropoda, Insecta, Orthoptera, Acrididae. The transcript has 8 exons. Gene Ontology annotation, biological process: mitotic recombination; double-strand break repair via homologous recombination; double-strand break repair via single-strand annealing.
CAUUCAAAUGUGGAAUUCGCAUCUAAUCGUGACCACCGGCGGACGUUAUCAGACAUUAACUGACAUGUUGUUUUGUGGUGUGGUAGUGGCAUGUCUUCCUUGAAGUGUUUUGAUCUCAUUUAGGCGGGGGAUUCUAGUUGGAAUUACGGUUAUGUUGAUUUCUAGUUGUAUUAUCAUUUAGGUGGUGCCUUGGAGACCAGUAUCCAUCCUAGGUACGGAAAACGUCCGUGGUAAAGGGAAAAAAGGCCGACGUGAAGGUGUUAGAGAACACGGUGACAGUUAUUCUAGCAUGGAAAGACAAAAGGCUAGUUAUCAUGGAAUUACUCAUCACAACGAUACUAAGAAAUAAAUCAUCCGGAAAAAAUUGGGAGGUGGUGAAGAGGUGAUCCAGAAGCCGUUAAUGAUUUGUGACUACACGGCAAAUGUGGGAACCUUAGACAGAACCGAUCACUACUGCGUGUCAUACUAUUUUGCCAGAAAAUCCCUCAGGUGGCGGAGGAAAAUUUUUUUCUGGUUAUUCGAGGUGGGGGUUGUCAACGCUUACUUGCUAUAUGUCAUCAUAGCGAAGAAACAAGGAGAGACACCAAAGAGUCAUUUGCAGUUCCAGAAGAGUCUCGUCAAGGAGCUUGUGGGCGACAUCAGGGCUCAACCAAUCCCAUCAAGGAAGAGGCCAUGCUCUGAGCACGGUGACCUACAUGAUGGAGGGCCCAGAGGAUGAGCUAGAUGAAUUAGCAGCUAAAAUAGUUUUUGAGCAACUGCCGGAACCUGUGGAAAAGAAGAAAAACACUUUUGAUGAGGCACGAAAGAGACUAAUUGAUGCAGCUAAUUGUGUUUUUGGGUCGUUGAAUUGGAAUCAUGCUGUUGUGACUCAAAAUGUUGAUUAUGUAGAUUCCAAUGAAGGAGUGUUUUCAGUUGGAAUAUCAUCAGUUGUCAAAGUAGAAUUGAAAGAUGGCACUUACCACCAGGAAAUCGGCUAUGGAAUAUCUGAGGGUCUCACAAGUAAAAUACGAAGUAUGUCACAUGCAAGGGAGGAUUCUGUGUUAAGGGGCAUAAGAUCAGCUUUACUCAGUUUCGGCGGAAAGAUAUCAGAAAUUCUGAUGAAUUCUGAUUUUUAUCCUUCUGAAAUAAGGAAUUGUGAUGGCAUUCCCCAGAAUGUAGGAAUAACUCCAGAAAAGAAACCACUGGCACAACUUUUUCCCAACAAUCAAGAAUGUACACCUUCCAUGUCAGUGAAAACAACAAAGAAGCCUAGUACCACCUGCACAUCACCAGUGUUACAUAGUGUGAACAAGAAUGGCGUGUCUGAUGAAGAAAGUCGACUUGAAAGGAAGCGGAGACAGCAACAGAAACAAGAACAGUUCCGUCAACAGUUCAAACAACAGAAACUAAUACAAAACUCAUCAGCUAAAAAUACUCCACAGAAGACAUCAAACAGCAUAGCAGACAAAGGGAACACAUGUGAGUGGCCAAUUGCCAUUGAAACUCCACUGGCAGAGGAAGAAUUCUUAUCAACACAAGAAGUGGAGCAAAUGGUUCAGACAAAAACUGUACCUCUGUUGGCUGUGUCAGCCGACAUGAGAUCACCGAAAAGAUUUUCUCCUCUGAGACCAGACAGCUUCAUUCCAAAGAAGCCACAGCAAAACACCAAGUGAUAUAUUUAAACAUUGUAAAAUGUGUAAAAAUAUCAAAUGUUUUAAUGCUUUUUAACUUUUCUGAGCUAAUAUUGCAUGCAUCUCAAGUAACACCAAAAGGAACUGUUAUCUCUAAAAGAGAUUGGUAGAAGCUUUCUAAUUAAGAACAAGAUUAAUUGUUAGAAACCACUUUCAUAAGUUUUGCGUAUGUAUAUGAAAUGGAAUUGGAGUACUGAUUUUAAAAACAAUUAUGACUGUGAUAUGUAAGGUUUGAUAGCUGUUUUGAUAAACAGUACUUUAUUUCCAAAUGUUUUAAUCUUGCAGUUGAAAGAGACAUGGAGAGCAUAAACUUCAUGGACUUUUAUCAGUUUUUGCUAUUACUCAUUGUUCACAGAUGGAAUGACAAUAAUCUGAGAAGAUGAAGAUAAAGAUAAACUGCAAAAAGUCACCAUUUAUUUCAGAUGAACUGUGUAGGAAAAACAGCCUUCAUGCAUCGACAGAAAUGACCAAAAUCUUAGCUUUCAAAGAGAAAGAGCCAGCAAGAUUUAAAAUUUCAGUAACUGCCCAAAUCCUUAAGCAAUUGUCACAUUUCAGAUAUCGAGGGUAGUGAUACCAACAUCAAAAAGAUGUAAACCAAAAACUUAAUAUUCCAGCACAUAUAUGGCACAGUCAGUCGUCAUUUGAAAACUGCCAAAAGAUUAAAUUUCACAAGAUAAUUACAAAGUUUGUCAUACUCUUUAGAAGUGAGAACUCAGUUCUCAUAGUAGAAAACCAAUCAAUUAUCCAAUUAUCUGAAAUAAGUUUGCUGAGCAGUGUACAUAUUGAAUCACAUUAGAAAUGAAGACCUUCAUGGGGAACUGAAUAAGAUUGCAUCUAAGAACAGAGAGAACUGGAAACACCACAUUGCAGAAGUGAGGAUUGAGAUACACCAACCAAACUUAUACAGGUCUAUCAACCUUGUGGUGAUAUGGUUUUGUGUAUUCAGUAUUUUUCUGUUUGUGCCACUAUAAGUUAGUGUGUUGUGUGAUUGAGAUUGUAUCAUAACCCAAGGUUGUUGGGGUAUUCUCCUAAUUGUUAAUGUCAAACCAUGUCUACCUUAAUGUUUCUUUUUCUUUUCUUUUUAAUCUGUUUGCUUUCAUUUGUCUCACUACGAACACUCAAGUUAAUACAUACUAUUUUAUAAUUAUACAGGGUGGUGCAAAAGUUACUGGACUCUGAUUUAAACAAAAGAUUGAAUACAAGGAAUACAUAAAAUUAUUUUUUAUGUCCAAACUGUUUUCCGUUGUCAUUAAUACAUUUUUGAAGCCUUUUUGGAACACUGCUACAUACUCUACAGCAUAGUGUGGUAUCACUGUCAAAACCAUGAAAUGCAUUGUGUAUGUAGUCUUUUAGUUCAGUAAUGGUCUGAGGCUUUAGAGAGUAAAUGGAGUCCUUGACGACACCCCAGAGGAAAAAAUCCAUGGGUGAACGUGGAGGCAUGUCAAUAUCUGACCUUCGACCAGUCACUUUUCUUUGGAAAGUUUCAUUUAUGUCCUGGUAUCUCGUAAUUAUGAAGCAUAUCCAAAUUGUUAUCUCGUGUCACUGUUCCUUCAAGAAAAUAUGGUCCAAGUUUACCAAAUGAACAUAUUGCCCCCCAAACACUCAAGCUAGUUUGAUUUAGUGGUUGUUCUAACAAAAGAUUUUGACUGUCGGUACACUAGUAAGACCAGUCAUGUUUGUUUGUGUCUGCAUAACUUAAAAUUGGCCUUGUUAGACAAUACAGUUUUAUUGAAUUGAUUAGGUUUCUGUUGAUCAAGCAUCAGUUCACAAAAUCACCCAUGUUGUAAAUGUAGAAUGUAAUGUUUAAACUUCUGUUUGUGUAACAUUCUUUGCACUGACCUUUGUGAUAAAUACAGCUCAGUUGCUAAUUGUCUGGUUGAUUUUUGUGGACUUUGGGUCAGAGCUAAAUGUACCCGCAGUUCAUUUUACUCAGUAGUGGCUGUUGUUGGGUGGCCAGAUAUUAGUGCAUCCAUAACAAAUCCAUGUUCUUCGAAUCUCCUCGUAUGUAGUACACUGUCUGUCCAGAUGGUGGUUCGGUUCUUAAGUACCUUCCCCAUUCAUUAACAAUAACAGUAGCACCACUUUUAUAAAAUGUUUUUGACACAAAAAUCCUUUCUUCUUCAGUUACCAAUGUGACAAUUCAGAAAACUACAGCUGUAAACAUGUCUCACUGAUCAUGAUUUCAACAAUUCACUGUUAUGAUUACUUUGUUUUGAUUGUCGUUGCAUUUUAUACCAAAUUGACAAAACGUAAUUAUCACCAUUUAGUAAUAACAAGUUAAUGGGUUAAAACUUCUUUCUGUACUACGUCUUGCUGUUACUUUUAUUUCCUUUUUGCCACCCUGUAGUUGCUUAUAUUAAAUAUAAGCUGAGCAACAGGUAUGUUUUCAGUUCUCUUAUAAACAUGCAUAAUUUUAUUAAUUUAUGGUCCCUGUAAACUGAAUGUCACGAGGCGAGAGUGAUUGUGAAGAUAAUUUGUAAUUGAAAAGUAAAUUUUCAAAAUUUUCUUUCAGUUUUAUUAUAAAAUCAGUGAAUACAGAAAAUAAAUUUUUGUCAGUUCUUUUCCAUACUUAAAAAAAAGAA